Messenger RNA from Malania oleifera, 1932 nucleotides. Its product is annotated as endoglucanase 5. Lineage: Eukaryota; Viridiplantae; Streptophyta; Magnoliopsida; Santalales; Ximeniaceae. Gene Ontology annotation, molecular function: carbohydrate binding; hydrolase activity, hydrolyzing O-glycosyl compounds. The record is from RefSeq and is a predicted model, not a curated record. Gene Ontology annotation, biological process: carbohydrate metabolic process. The transcript has 9 exons.
AUGAUGAUGAUCUUCAGCAGAAGUAGUUCACACAUCGUAUUCCUAGCCUUCAACGUUGUUGUAAUUGGGUUGCUGUUAAUUAGCAGUCAAGGGGCAGAGUACUCCAACUCCAACUAUCUCUAUGGCGACGCCCUCGACAAGAGUUUAAUGUUCUUGGAGGCACAGAGGUCAGGGAAGCUCCCCCUGAAUCAGCGAGUCAAAUGGCGGGGCGACUCAGGACUCAGUGACGGGUUUCUUCAAGGGGUGGAUUUGGUGGGAGGGUACUACGACGCAGGAGAUCACGUGAAGUUUGGAUUGCCCAUGGCCUUCAGCGUAACCAUGUUGGCAUGGGGAGCUAUUGAAUUCAGGCGAGAGAUCACGGCUUUAAACCAGAUGGAACACACUUUGGAUGCCAUCAAGUGGGGGACUGAUUAUUUCAUCAAAGCCCAUUCCCAACCUAAUGUUCUAUGGGGACAGGUGGGAGAGGGGGAAUCGGAUCAUUACUGUUGGGAGAGGGCAGAAGACAUGAGCACCCCAAGGACUGCAUUCAAGCUGGACUCCGACCACCCUGGCUCCGACAUGGCUGCUGAAACGGCGGCUGCCAUGGCUGCUGCUUCCAUUGCUUUCUUCCCUUACAACUCCUCCUACUCUUUUCUCCUUCUACUCCAUGCCAAACAGCUAUUCUGGUUUGCCGAUGUAUACAGGGGGUUGUACGAUGACUCCAUCCCAUCCGCUAAGCAGUUCUAUUCUUCUUCUGGUUAUUCGGAUGAGUUGUUAUGGGCUGCUGCGUGGCUGUUCCGAGCAACCAAGGAUGCCUACUAUUUGAAGUAUGUUGUGGAUAAUGCUGCCUCCAUGGGUGGAACUGGGUGGGCUGUCCGCGAGUUCUCUUGGGACAACAAGUACGCUGGUGUCCAACUUCUUCUUUCCAAGGUAUUGAUGGAGGGAGGAGGAGGAGAGUAUGCUUCCAUCCUGAAGCAGUACCAAGCCAAAGCAGAAUUCUUCAUUUGUGCUUGUCUGCAGAAAAACGAUGGCGACAACGUUGCCUUGACUCCUGGGGGGUUAAUAUAUCUGCGUGAAUGGAACAACAUGCAGUAUGUAGCAUCCGCUUCAUUUCUUCUUGCCGUUUACUCCGAUUAUCUCUCUGCUGCCAAAUCUGUGCUCAACUGUCCCAACUCUCAAAUCCAACCUUCUCAACUCCUCAUCUUUGCCAAGUCUCAGGCAGAUUACAUUCUGGGUAAAAAUCCAAAAUCAAAGAGCUACUUAGUUGGCUAUGGAAGAGAGUACCCAGUUCAUGUCCACCACAGGGGGGCUUCCAUCCCCUCCAUAAUCGUUUUGCCUUCGGUGGUUGGAUGCGCGGAGGGAUUCGAGAUGUGGUACAGUCGUCCCCAGCCAAACCCCAAUGUUAUAUACGGAGCACUCGUCGGAGGUCCCGACAGCAGCGACGACUUCUCCGAUGACCGCUCCGAUUACGAACAAUCUGAGCCCACGCUUUCUGCCUCCGCUCCUCUUAUUGGCCUCUUCUCCAAAUUGCAGAGCAUCUAUGGCCAUUCUGCAGGUAAUUACAAAAGAAAGGAGAAAGAAAAAUACAAGGGUAGUGAAAAUUUUAGCUCCUAUGAGUAACUGAGAAUUAAUUAAUACGAUGCAGAUGAUCAUAAUGGUCCAGCUGUGGAGUUCCUUCACUCAAUAACAAACACAUGGACAUAUGAAGGGAGGACUUACUACAGGCACAAGGUGAUAAUGAGGAACAGGUCAGAGAAGGCAGUGAGGGAUCUGAAGCUGUCUAUUCAAAAUCUCAGCGGCCCCUUAUGGGGUCUGUCCCCAACGGCAGAUCAGAAGGACGUGUAUGAGCUUCCUCAGUGGCUCCAAGUCUUAAACCCUGGCUCCCAGUUGACAUUUGUUUAUGUUCAAGGUGGCCCCCAAGCUCAGAUUUCCGUCUUGAGUUACCAAUAUUGA